CGCCAUGCUGCAGCCUGCGUCUGCCAGUGCUCGGCUGCCAGCGCUGCCGGCGCUGCUGGUGCUGGCGCGGCUGGGAGCGCUCGUGCGUGGACAGGACGCCUGCGCGUACACUCACUCAGGAUCACAAAUGGGAGUGCCUUAUCACUUGGCUGUGACAUAUUUAUUUCCCGGAGUGGCUGACUGGAAUAUUAUAGUCCCACGGCCCCCGGAGUGCGCGCGCGGGUACGUGGCGGGCCACGAGACGCGGGUGUGCGACCACGACGCGGCGCCGCGCCUGCGCGUCACGCCGCAGGGCGCACUGGUGGAGCGCUCCGGUUGGCUGCAUGGGGUUGCCGCCGUCUACUGCACCGUGUUCUGUGUGUUCUCGCCUCAGCUGCAGUCUCGAUUGCCGGAGCUGCCACAGCUGCCAGCAGUGCCGAGCCGGUCCAAGCAUGUCACGACGGAGCCCGCGGCGGCGACGACGUCCUCGAAGGCAGUGCUGUCUACAGCGGAACACUCGAGCGAGUCAAAAUCAACAAUAGUGGCAAUGCUUUCUUCAACAUCGUCGUCAUCGAGUGAGGAGGACGAAUCAGAGGAAGAGAGCGAUUUAGAGUAGUACACUCGAACCUAAGACCGAAUGAGACGUCGGUGUCGGUGGUUGUGACUGCAGCGGAAUACGCUGAAGGUGCAGAUUAACAUUGACAUCAAAAUUGAGGAUUGUGCCAUAAUAUAAUUAGAUCAUUAUGUAAAUAAUAAGUGGGACGUUUCAUUGUGGGCCAGCACUA
Molecule: messenger RNA, 764 nt
Organism: Spodoptera litura
Lineage: Eukaryota; Metazoa; Arthropoda; Insecta; Lepidoptera; Noctuidae
Source: RefSeq, a predicted model, not a curated record